Messenger RNA from Phoenix dactylifera (date palm), 1393 nucleotides. Its product is annotated as Haloacid dehalogenase-like hydrolase (HAD) superfamily protein. Gene Ontology annotation, cellular component: chloroplast. The record is from RefSeq and is a predicted model, not a curated record. NCBI's taxonomy places the organism in Eukaryota, Viridiplantae, Streptophyta, Magnoliopsida, Arecales, Arecaceae.
GUCCGUGCCAAACAAAGGAAGAUAGGAUCACACCGUAAUGACCCGUUGGUUGUGGGCCCCAAUCUGGCCGCCACCACAAGAUUUCAGAGGCGCCAACGGCGACGAUGUCCCUUCCCCCUGCGCCAUGCUCCUCCCCCACCUCAGACGCGCUUUAGCCACUUCCCCCUCCCGCUUCCUCUCCCUCUCCCACUCUUCUCGUUAUCAUCGUCGGGCGGUGAUGUCGGUGGCGGCGGUGAAUUUCUCCGGCGACGGCAGAGGAGGCGGCGGGGGGAGGGCGACGCUGAGGGGCGUGGUGUUCGACAUGGACGGGACGCUGACGGUGCCGGUGAUUGAUUUCGCGGCCAUGUACAGGGCGGUGCUCGGGGACGAGGGCUUGGCCGCCGCCCGCGCCGCCAGCCCCUCUGGUAACGUCGACAUCCUCCACCACAUCGAGACGUGGGACCCACUGGAGCAGCAGAAAGCCUACGAGAUCAUCGCCCAGUUCGAGCGCCAGGGCCUCGAUCGCCUCCAGAUUAUGCCCGGUGCCACUGAACUUUGUGAAUAUCUUGAUUCCAAGAAAAUAAGAAGGGGUCUAAUUACUCGCAAUAUCAAGGCUGCAGUCGAUUUAUUUCAUCAACGAUUUGGGAUGAAGUUCAUCCCUGCUUUGAGUAGGGAAUUUCUCCCUUAUAAGCCAGAUCCAGCUCCAUUGCUGCAUAUUUGUUCAACUUGGGGAAUCCGUCCAAGUGAGGUCAUGAUGAUAGGUGACAGUGCCCGAGAUGAUGUGGUUUGUGGGAACAGAGCUGGAGCCUUUACAUGUUUGCUCGAUGAAACAGGGAGAUAUUGCUCUCCUGAAUCUCUCAGCGAUGAUCAAAAACCUGAUUUCAAGGUGUCUUCUCUAAUUGAAGUGCACUCUCUUUUGGAGACCCAUUUUGAUUUGGUGCCGCAAUCUCUAACCGGCUAAAGAAUCUCAAAGUGCAGUGUUUUAACUUCAUUUGAAAAGUUUGAGCCAAUCUGCAUUCAUCAGCCUGUGGCCUUGGCUGAUAGGCCUAGAUGGUUACUGGAUUGUCUCUUGUCAUCAGCUCCAUCAAUAAUUUUUUGCACUGGGAGCCAGGUGAUAUAUUGACUAUUUUAAGUAAUUGUUUUUGAAAAUCUUAGGUGAAAGUAAGAAGCCGCUCUUCAUGGGAAGUUGUGGAGAUAUGAACCUGUGUGAUCAAAUGUUGCAUCUCUAAGGUGUGGUGCCCUUGUCUUUAUGUCCAGUACAAUGAUAUUAAAUCCAUGAAUGUAUGAUACAUGGCUGCUUGUUUGCAUUGGCUACACUUUAAGUUUAGAAUUCAUGGUCUUUUUAUCCUUUCAAAGGCAAAACUUUACAGUACAAGCAGAAUAUGUAAUAAAUAUUUCAAGAUUUGAUUGUUUA